Molecule: messenger RNA, 1824 nt
Organism: Chaetomium strumarium
Lineage: Eukaryota; Fungi; Ascomycota; Sordariomycetes; Sordariales; Chaetomiaceae
Exons: 1
Coding region: 1-1824 (607 amino acids)
Source: RefSeq, a predicted model, not a curated record
AUGCCAGUCCAGAGAGACACCAACGGCCAACCCGACGACACCUCCCGUUCAUCACCCAUCCGGAUCCAAACGGUCGUCCCAGAGCGGGUCAACUACGGCACCCCCAUUUCAGGCGUGUCAGCCGGAUUGUCGACGUCUGCCCCAGCAGGACCGCCGCUGUCACCAAGCGAGCUGCCACCAAGCCGCCCGGCCAGUGCCAUGUCCGAUUCAUGGUCCACUAUUACCCAGACAGAACACGGCAGCCCAGCACCCAUGGAGAUGCCGGCUGGGACCAUGUCACCCUUGCCCCUCACCGCGUCACCGUACGCCGAGCCGUUCCCUGUACUGCCGUCGGCGUUCGAUAUUCUGCUGGAUCUACUACCGCCACCCUUGACAGUCGAUGACUUCGAAGAUAGAUUCCCAACCGGAACCUCAAGUGGACCUGGAGCCAGCUCAUCCUCAUGGAAAAGAGACUCAGAGGUCGAUCGUGGACACGAUGAAGAGCGCAAACAUAUUCAGCACCGUUUGCUUACGCUCGAAAAGCGCCUGGACCAGGAACAGAAAAAGAUUGAUGAGAUGCUCAAUUCCGGCACGGCAGAGACUGCGGACGUCGAAGUCACAGAGUCUGUCGCGGCCUUGCUUCGGAAGAAGAUGAUGCAGGAGCGUGCUAAGCUUGCCAAACAUCAUCCACAGCUCCCGCGUCAGCCUCAGCAUGCUGUACCACAGUGGCUCCCGUUAACGGAGCCGCCUUCCGGAAACGGCCCUCAAAUGCGGGCGGGGGAUCACAGGAUGCCGGAGCCGGACCGGGGGGGCAACGGCUCCGAUGGUGGCAAUUCCCAUGAAGCUCACGCCGGAGAUCAGCAAGUGGGAGAGCCAGAGUCAGACAGGGGGAGCAACAUCUCCGGUGGCACCAGCCCCGGAAUCUGGGUUACGCCCGAAGCCAGCGGCGAAGAUGACCAGCCGGGAGAGCGGGACACGGAGGACAACGGGUCCUCUUCCGACGACAACGGCACCGGCAAUGCUUCCGACGCCAGUGUCAUAGAUCAUCAUGCGAGCGAGUCAGACAAACAGGGCAGCACCUUUUCCACGGGCAGCAGCAGCACUGAACCCAACAAAUUCAGUUGGGCCGACGAUAGCCCCUUCGAGAGCGAAGCUGCCGAUUCUCCCAAGAUCGACACCUCCCCAAAGAGCAGCAGCCCUGGAUCGAAUGAACUCAGCUGGGCCGGCGAUAGCCCUCCCGUGAGCGAACCCCCCGACUCCGACGCCUGGGCCGUCGGGCUUGACAUCGACAAGGAGGCUCCAACGGGCGCCCCGGUUCGCAAAGUUGAGCAUCCCAUUGAGAAGAAAACUCCAAUAAACGCCCCGAUUCCGAAACCCGUGCUGUCUUGGGCACAAGUGGCGCGCAGAGGAAUGGAGAAACAUCCCACGCGGAGCUUACGCCAACCCGUGAAGCCUGAUUGUCCCGUUCAAGGUUCCAAGGGCCGGCCCGCUUCUCCCUCAGGACAGGGCAGCUCGAGUGAUGCGAGUCCGCACGAUACUCCAGCAAGUGGCGAUGAGCCUAGCGGCGGGCAGUCUUCCUCGGAGUCUGAACCGGACAAGGGCGACAGCAAGAAUGAGGAGAAGAAGACGGCAGAGUCGGAGAGCGCGUAUGCGCAAAACACGCCGAGCAGCUCGGGCUCGGAGACGCCUUCAGCUCCAGGAGAGCAGAGCAAGAAGAAGGAUAAGAACAGGAAGAAGAAGGGUUCAAGCAAGGGGAAGCAAGAGGGUGAGGAGGAAAAGAAGGAGGAGGUCGAAGCGGAUUGGACGGUACAGGACUGGCCCGAACAGGACCAGGGCACGUGGUGA